This is a messenger RNA of Danio rerio (zebrafish), 1083 nucleotides long. NCBI's taxonomy places the organism in Eukaryota, Metazoa, Chordata, Actinopteri, Cypriniformes, Danionidae. The record is from RefSeq and is a predicted model, not a curated record.
GUGCCGUUUCCAUAGAGAUGAUAAACAAACCUCGCCGCUAAUAACAAAUCAACGCGUGUGAACUUUGGUAUUAUCGCUGAAAGCCGUUUUUAAUGUGGUUAGAUAAUUAAGUAUAUUAUGGACUCAGCUUAUGUGAACCGGUGUCUGGGCGUCUGUCUCGCCGAAGGUCUCGCGGAGUUGAUCGAGCACAGGCCGCAGGAGCCCAUCGAGUAUUUGGCGCUGUGGAUCCGCUCAUACAGAGAGAAGCAGAGACUACAGGAGCAGAGAUCUGCAUUUGAGAGCCGGCUGAAGGAGGAGAAGCAGCGUCUUCAUGAUGAGUCUCUCCAUCAGCAGCUCCUGCAGGAGGAACAGAAGCAGAUCAGAGCCGCACAGGAGGAGAUUAAGGUGAAUCUACAGCAGGCUGAAGCAGAGACAGUCUCUAAGAUGAGGAGUUUUCUGCGUGGUCAUGUUCAAUAUUGUGUUUUACAGCACACAGAGGAGCCUCAGCCUGAAUCAGCAGAGCAGAGCAAAGCCACUCCUGCAGACUCGACGAGUUCUCAGGCUGAAGAACAGGUAGAAAGUGUUGAAGCUCCUGCUGAUCAGCCAGAGUCAGACACAGUGAAGGAGCAAACAGAUCCAGCGCUGAAUGAGGAGGAAUCAGGUGAAACUGCAGGAGAUGAAGAACAAUCCGCUGAGAUCCAAAACACAGAGCAAAGCCUUUCUCAGGAGGAUCUCGGAGACACACCGAAGGAAAACAAUGAAGCAGACGUCCAAUCUGAAGAGAACAAACCUGAACUGGAGCAAACAGAAGAAGAGGCUGAUGAGGGACAGAUAGAAGCUGAAGAAAAGGUCACACACACAGCUGAAACUGAAGACACGGCAGCGGUGGAGGAAGCGGGGCAAGCUGGAGAACAGGAUGAGGAGGAAGACUGAGCAUACACUACACCACAUCACUGACCUCAGAACAGCAUGUGUGUGUGUGUGUGUUGCACAAACCUGACAUUAGGAUUGGGUUGACUUUGGUAUUUCCCAUGUGGAAAUUCACACGAUUAAAUGGAUUUUAAUUAAUGAUUUUUUUUUAAUUAAAUGAAAUAUUACAUGACA